AGAUAUAAUUCGAUAAGUUUAUACGUUGGAAUAUACGCAAAACUAUUUCGUUCAAGAUCCAAGUCUUCCUCAAAGCAUUGUAAAUUGUCGAUCACUUCGAUUCGGUUUAUUGUUUUGGCAUUUACCCCCUUUGCGCGGUCUUAGGACCUCAACAUCACCACCCUUUUAUUAGGAAUCUUCCUCAAGUUCGGUUGAAGAUGCAGUACGUUCGGAAUAUCAGCGACUCGGUUUCCACCGCUUGGAAUUCGAUCAAUCCGGCCACAUUGAGCGGAGCAAUCGACGUGAUCGUGGUCCAGCAUGAAGAUGGUACCUUGUGCUGUUCUCCUUUUCACGUCCGCUUCGGCAAGUUCUCGUUACUGCGACCCUACGAGAAGAAAGUCGAGUUCAGGGUGAACGGGAUCAAGCAGAAUUAUGCUAUGAAACUGGGCGAAGGAGGCGAGGCCUUCUUCGUAUUCGAGACGAACGAUACUAUUCCCCAAAGCCUACAAACCUCGCCCCUUAGCUCCCCAGCUUCUAGCCCCCCGCUUAGGCCCGAUAGAUCCUACUCAUCCAACGAUCUACAAGAACCGGAGUUCCUACAGCUAGAUGACGAUACUAGGAACUCACGAUCCAUGUCUGUGUCACGACCUAAGCCUACCGUCCUCCCGUCUCAAUCACCUCGUCCAGGCGUGAUUGAACCUAUUGCAUCAUCACCUGAGCUAGGUGGUGGACGGCCGACUUCAAGGGGUUGGCCUAAUUCCCCGACUCGACCAUCUCACAGUGACGAAUCAUUGCCAACGACCGCUCAGGUAUAUACCGACAACGAUGACUCGAAGGACGAAGAAUAUGACCCUGAUAGCACAAUAUCUAUGAGUCAAAGAUCGCGUAGUCCGCCUCCUUUGGCGCCUCGGGAAGCUAUUCAACGAGCCUUGACUCUAUCUAAGGAGCUCGAAGCUGUCAACAUUCCAAGUCGAGUAACUGAGACGGGCGACCUAAUGCUAGACAUGACCGGGUAUAAGGCGAGUGAAGAGGACGCGAUAAAGGCAGAAAUCCUAGCUCGCAAGAUACUGGCAGAAGAACUUGAGGGCGAUUAUGACAUUGGCGCAUUGUUUGGCAUGGACGAAGAAGGGAACCUUUGGAUAUAUAGCAGCGAGGAUGCGAAGGAAGCUGCAAUGAAGAAGACGGUAGCAGCACUUAGACCAUCGCCCACGCUUGCGAUCGAUGCGGCAUCGGAUCCCGGGUACCAAAGCGACGACUCAACAACGUCAACACAGGAGCCUUCCCACAGAAGAAGCGAAUCCGACGUUGGGCACAGUUCGAUCCAAACUCCGCCAACAACUCCAGGAUCAUCCUCAGUUGGAAAUCCGAACAGGAAUUACGCUAAGACCCUCCGAUUGACUAGUGAUCAGCUGAAGGCACUUAACUUAAAACCUGGGGAGAACUCGAUGAGCUUUACUGUGAAUCGUGCGACAUGCCAGGCAUAUAUGUACCUCUGGAAGCAUGACACGCCUGUUGUCAUUUCGGAUAUUGACGGCACUAUCACGAAAUCAGACGCGUUGGGUCAUGUGUUAAACAUGAUCGGGAGAGACUGGACACAUGCUGGUGUUGCCAAGCUCUACAGCGAUAUUGUUGAAAAUGGGUACAACAUUAUGUACCUCACAAGUCGCUCAGUCGGGCAGGCCGAUACCACGCGCGCGUAUCUAUAUGGUAUCACCCAAGACGGCUACCGCUUGCCCAGAGGCCCAACCAUUUUGUCACCUGAUCGGACUAUGGCCGCGUUGAGGCGAGAAAUUUAUCUGCGUAAACCGCAUGUGUUCAAGAUGGCAACUCUACGGGAUAUUAGGAGUUUAUACGACCCUGACAAUCAUUGCUUCUACGCAGGUUUUGGUAACCGCCUUACAGAUCAGAUUUCGUACCGGACUGUCGACGUCCCUCGAACUCGUAUCUUCACCAUCAACUCCAAUGCCGAGGUCUCGCUGGACUUGCUGAGUCUCAAUAAGUUGAAGCUCAGUUACAUCAACAUGACUGAAGUCGUAAACCACUUCUUUCCUCCUGUCAGCACACUAGUCAAGGGCGGCGGCGUCGACUUCACAGACUUUACGUACUGGAGAGAUAUGCCGUUAGAAUUAAAUGAAUUCUCGGCUAGCGAGUCCGAUGGUGAUGUGGACGAGAGCGACGCGGACGAGGAGGAAGAUGAAGAUGUAGGGCAGAUGGGUGACAGUUAUCUCUCUAGAGGCGAUGAUGACGAAGAGUACGAAGAUCCCGAUGCCGGGGACAGCAUCUUGAGUGGCGAGUACGAAGGGGAAGAGAACAUGAUGAUUGAGGAAGAUGGGUCCGAUGCUGAUGAUGAAGAAGGUGAUGAGGAAGGCGACCUUGAAGACGAAGAGGACGAAGUGGAGAAGGACGCGUCUGUUGCUCCCUACGUCCCCAGUUCUGCGAGUCGGCCUCCAGAGGCUGUCCGCGAUGUCGAUGCCGAACUUAUUACCGGUAUGAGAAAUCUCGGUAUUGAUAAGGAAAUGAAGGAGACAACGAGAACAUAAGGCAAUAAUAGGAUCAGUUCAAAGGACAAGCGGCCUACGUGGUGAUACAUGAUUUAACAUCAAAAGUCACAGCCGC
This is a messenger RNA of Annulohypoxylon truncatum, 2595 nucleotides long. RefSeq names its product LNS2-domain-containing protein. The record is from RefSeq and is a predicted model, not a curated record. Gene Ontology annotation, molecular function: phosphatidate phosphatase activity. Lineage: Eukaryota; Fungi; Ascomycota; Sordariomycetes; Xylariales; Hypoxylaceae. The transcript is spliced from 2 exons. Gene Ontology annotation, biological process: triglyceride biosynthetic process; fatty acid catabolic process. Gene Ontology annotation, cellular component: nucleus. The coding region runs from base 198 to 2519 and encodes 773 amino acids.